Effrenium voratum is the source of this 2277-nucleotide messenger RNA. NCBI's taxonomy places the organism in Eukaryota, Dinophyceae, Suessiales, Symbiodiniaceae. The record is from the annotation of a GenBank genome assembly.
AUGGUUCUGUGGGCUUUGAGGGCGCCGACGCGGAGUUUGCGCCUGGAUGGCCUGAGAGUGGCGAGGCGACGCCUGGGCGACAGCGUGCAGGGCCCGCCGGUCACCGACCUGCCGAAGAAUCUGCAGAAGGCGAAGGAGUUCUUUACAAAGCCCGCCCUGUCCUACGGGGAGUUCAAGCAGCAGUGCGUGUCCUUGCGGCCCUUCGCUUUCGCCGCGAUUUGCAGCGGCUGCGUCCUAUCCUUGGUGAUUUGCCCGCUGAAGUCGUCCUACUGGGCCACUUGGGGCCCUCUCAGCUGGCUCUCCUACGUCAAGGAAAGCGUCGCGGGGACCUCCCCGCCGCUCUUCCUGAAAGAGAAGCGAUGCGCCAAUGCGACGCAAGCGCUGAGGCCCGAGCCGGCCGCGGCCGCGGCGUCUUUGGCCGCGACGGCCAAAGAGAGUCCAAAGGAAGAGAAGACUCAGGCGCCCAAGCCGCGAGUGCUCUUCGUACUCGGCGGCCCCGGCGCGGGGAAGGGCACGCAGUGCGGCCACAUCUGCGGCGCCUACCCCGCCUGGGGCCACAUCUCGGCGGGGGACUGCCUGCGCGCUGAGCGCCAGGAUCCCGACUCCAAGGAUGGAGAGCUCAUCAACUCCUACAUCAAGGAGGGCAAGAUUGUGCCGGUUGAAAUCACCGUGCGCCUGCUGCAGAAGGCCAUGGUGGCUGGACAAGCGGAAGGCAAGACCAGCUUCCUCAUCGAUGGCUUCCCCAGAAACUUGGACAAUGUCACCGGCUGGGAGAGCGUGAUCGGGGACUCCGCCGAGGUCUUGGGAGUACUUUUCUAUGAGGCGUCGGAGCUGGAAAUGGAGAAGCGCCUGCUGGGUCGCUCCGAAACGAGUGGCCGUGUGGACGACAACAUCGAGAGUAUCCGUAAGCGGUUUCAGACCUACCAGAAGGAGACGAUGCCCAUCGUUGAGAAGUACAAGGCGAAGAACAUGGUCUUCACCGUGGAUGGUAUGCAGACCGUGGACGACGCCGUGUCCUCACCAAGGGGCAACAUCAGACCUCCGGCCACUCGGCUCGGGCUCGCCUGGUUUGCCCGCGGCAUGCGGGCGGUGGAGAGCGCCAAGAAGAUGCUGAAGGUCCGCACUGGUGGCCUGCAGGUGGCCAGCGUAGCAGAGCCCGACAAGCCUGGGAUUACCUAUUACGUGGAUGGCGGUUGCGUGUCGGUGUCCUGGGCUGCUGGAGGCUUUGGGGAAUAUGCAGUGGGUGAUGCUGAAGGCAAUGACUCUGAGUUGACCCUGUCGGCGGUGCACAGCUAUUUGAAGGUUUCGGGUGCUGGAGAGAACGCCGAAGAUGACACCGCCUGGGAGAUGAACGGCGUCUACGUCUUGAGCAACGAUGACUUCUGGCCGGAGUAUCGCCAAUACCCCUCGGGGGAGGGGCGCAUGAUGUUCACGAGCGGCAAGUGGGUCCUCUACAACUUCGCUGCAGGGCCCGAGAAUUGCUACUGGGAGGUGGAGGCGGAGUCUUUGAACGUCCCCAGCGAGGGCUGGUGUGUCAGGGAAGGCUGGGACGAGGAGAAUGGAUCACCUCCCAAGAUUAGCAAACACGAGCUGAAAGAGGGUCAAGACGUGAAGCUCCGAAAGCUGCAUCCUGACAGCCACAUCCCGGCGGACCAGUACCCAGGCGGAGUGUGCCCCUUCAGCCACGGAGACAUUUGCACCGUGGAGCGCAUCGACGGGCUCUUCUUCGCCCCGAAGAUCUCCCCCAACCUUUGGAUCCCGUGCAGGGCGGGGGUGGCGGUGGAGGCGCUGCCGGAGGAUGAGCAGGAGGGCGAGCGCCUGGAAAAGGCGGACCCCCGGGCCAAGGCCAAAGCGAAGGCGAAAGCCAAAGGCAAGGCCAAGGCCAAGGCUAUGGCCAAGACGAUGAACGAAAUGCAGGAGACCGGUGGGGAGGUCCUGACAGUGCUGAAGACAUUGGUGGAGAAGGUGGAGAAUUUGGAGGCAGAGAUGAAGAAGCUGCAAAAAUGAGUUUGAUUUUUGGAGUGGUUUUCAAGAGAAACCCAGGGUGAGGGGGGGGUUCCAAUUCCUAUAAGACACACCCAAAUCCGUCCGCCUUACGCGUGUCACGCAAAGGAUGAUCUCAAAGAGAUCUGAUCCGAUGUCUACCGCCCAUUGGUGGGACCCGGACCCGGAUUUAUGUUUUUACAUAUUUGCGCACUAUCACCAUGCUGACUGCUAUCGCUGAGCUAUCUGCCAAAGGGCAAGAAGGGUAUGGGUCAAAAUUAAACCAGGGGACCG